This is a messenger RNA of Oncorhynchus tshawytscha (Chinook salmon), 904 nucleotides long. Its product is annotated as beta-1-syntrophin-like. The record is from RefSeq and is a predicted model, not a curated record. Gene Ontology annotation, molecular function: structural molecule activity; protein binding. Lineage: Eukaryota; Metazoa; Chordata; Actinopteri; Salmoniformes; Salmonidae. The transcript has 4 exons. Bases 1 to 855 code for a protein of 284 amino acids. Gene Ontology annotation, cellular component: dystrophin-associated glycoprotein complex; synapse; intracellular anatomical structure.
AUGCCUGAAUGCUUCAAAGAUGGCGGUAGCUACAGUAAUUUCGAGGAACGGACUACAAAAAGUGGAUUUUUGGAGGUUUUAGUGAGGGACCGAUGGCACAAUGUUUUGGCCAACUUGAACGAAGAAGCUCUAACGUUGAGUUGCGAGGACCUGGGAGAGAAUGUGACCCUAAACGGCCUCACCAAUGGAUCUUACGGGUGCAACGCAACUCACCCGGAUCACACAAACAGUUCGAAAACUGCGGUGAGGACAGCUUUCACGGAUUUACAGGAGCAAGUCCCAGAGGCGAUCGCAAACAGAAAAAGAUGCGUGAAAGUAAUAAAGCAAGAGGUAGGAGGACUCGGCAUCAGCAUAAAGGGAGGAAAAGAGAAUAAAAUGCCGAUACUUAUUAGUAAGAUCUUCAAAGGUCUGGCUGCGGAUCAAACCCAAGCCUUGUAUGUCGGUGACGCGAUUCUGUCGGUGAACGGUGUGAACCUGCGGGACGCUACGCAUGACGAGGCGGUGCAGGGGCUGAAACGAGCCGGGAGAGAGGUGACGCUAGAAGUGAAGUACAUGAGAGAAGCCAGCCCCUAUGUGAAGAAGGGUUCUCCUGUGUCAGAGAUAGGCUGGGAGACGCCCCCACCUGAGUCCCCGAGGCUGGGUAGCCCCCACUGUGACGUCCCCGUCACCCCCCACCAUGUCCCUACAGGGGACAGGAGGUACAUCCCCUUAAAGAUGUGUUACGUCACCAGGAGCAUGACUUCUCCAGACCCUGGAAACAGACACCUCCACCCGACCAGGAACUCGAUCGCCCUGAGCCCAUCCUUUACAGUGAGUCCACGUCCAACCUCGCACCGGAGCAUCGGGAGGAUCUGAGUCCAUGGCCUUAGACUUAGACAGGCCUGGUAUUUAUACAGUCAUUUAG